UCGGUGAAAGCAAAAGCAAAAGCUUGCUUUGAACGGGCAACUGCCAAUGCAAAAUACGAAUGCCACCACAAUCUAUUCUGUUGUUGCUUGUAAGACGCGUUUUACCAUUACCAAAAUAGAUCGCGUUCGGGCCGUAUACUGUAAUAGUCCAGCAGCGUACAGCGGUCUCACCUCACUCGACACGAAAUGGGUAAAAUACGACAUCAUCAACAGUCACAGUCAGCCACUGCUUAACCUUGAAAUUUGCAAAGAAAGAACGAGUUAGAGGAAAUUAAAUAGUAGUGGGAGGAAGAAAAGAGGGGAAAGUAAAGGGAGAAAUUCAGGCUUGCCUUUAAACCUGACUUAUUUUAAGUUACUGCAAAUUUUAGUCGGCUAGGGCGUGCUUAUUCGAGUUCAUCCAACAGGACUUCGGUCGGUUGUAGUAACUUACAAGACCAGAAAAAAAACCGUCGCGCGUUUUGAAGGCUCAUUCAUUCGUUCACUUUUACUUUCAUUUGUUGGGCAACUGAGCGCACUGCAAAGCAAACCCGUGCCCCAAAAAUAUCGCUUCGCUCGACGCGAACCCACCAACGGAUUGUGUUGUAGUGUUUGUGGAGCCAUGGCUCGGUGUUUAGGUGGUAUUCCUGGUGAUCACCCUUACUUUGGCUACCCUUUGGAUAAUUUUGUUCCGGGUGCCCUCAUUUAGGAAUAUAUUUUUUUCUUUCUCCGGUAGCUUUUCUCAUAAUCAAAUUCGCCAUGUACUCAAGUGAACAAGAUUCUCAUGGCCUGCUUACACUCCACUACGGCAAACAUCAUGCUACGAUCGUCGAUGAGGUAAAGACCUGUUUUGCAUCAGAAAACUACGCUGACCUCACUUUCAUCUGUGAUGACAAAAGCACCCUUAGUGCCCAUAAGCUUGUUAUGGCCACCGCCAGCCCGUUAGUGCGUCAAAUCCUUGGAGAGAGCGUGCACGCAUAUGGACCAAGCGUGGUGCUAUUGCCAGGGAUUAAGAGUUGCCAUCUAAGACACCUCCUAGACUUCUUAUAUAAUGGGCAAGCAUGUAUUAAGUCGAACGAACUCGAGAACAUCCAAGAGCUAUUCGAGUUGCUUCAAAUCAGAUCGGACGUAUGGCGGCAGUCUUCAAGCUCUGAAGAGGCCAAAAGUCAAUCCGACGAUGGUGGAAGUAGCUGGGAACGCGAUAACGAUCCAUCUGAUACCAUCCAUAUUAAACGUGAAACUGAUGAUGAUAAUGACGAUGAAAAAGAAGAGGGGGAAAUUAAGGAUGACGAAGAUGACCAAAUUGGUGAAUCCUCUUCUCAAGACCAAAACUCUGAAUCACCGAACCCUGUCAACCUGUCCAUUGGUACAAAAGAUUCUAAACAGGACGAUAAUUUGCCACCUAAAGAUAAAUUUUCAGAGGAUUGUGAACCAAAAAUUCCCGAAACAUUGAAGAUUGGACACACCUCAACGAAAAUAGCACCUAAAGUGCAUGAGCUGGCACAUUUUCACCACCAACGCCUAAAACGUAAAAGUAUCUAUGCAGAACCACUUGAUCUCAAACACCCAGAAGAGUAUUCUCACAUUAAGCCGCCUAUAGCCGACCCGAAGCUUAUAUCUUUAGUUCAAAGCCCGGAUAACUACGUCGUAACGCCCCAUCGAAAAAGACGUCCUGGAUUUCAUAAUUCUCCCGCACAGAAUCCCCCAUUUGUUCCGUUUUCAGGAUCUUAUAUUGAAGAUUCGGGGCAUCACGCAUCGCAUAGAUUUAAAACGCUGCCGCCAUUAUUGGCAGCUCAUCACCCGCUUUCCCUAUCGGCUCCUCCUUUUUUAGUGGAUCGAACUCCUACCCCAGGAACUCAUCCUGAUCCGUCUUCAGCUUCCGAGAAUGUAAUGGUUAAAUACCGACCACCAAGCGCUGAUCAAGGGUUAGUAUCUGAAGCAUAUCAAUCAUUUGAACACACAUGGGGAGCAUGGAGCCUAUGUCAAACUCAAGUAAAUCCACCGCCCAGUAGUGACGAACCUCGUGAACCCCCACCCGGAUAUUCCCAUCCAGGAAAUGAAGAUAAUGCGGAGACAUCACAGCAGGCAACCGGAAGCAAACAAGCUCUACCCACAGUUCAAGUGCGCGAAUAUAGGUGUGAAUAUUGUGGUAAACAGUUUGGAAUGUCGUGGAAUUUAAAGACUCAUUUGCGAGUUCAUACCGGAGAAAAACCUUUUGCUUGUAGACUUUGUGUCGCGAUGUUCAAACAAAAAGCGCAUCUAUUGAAACAUUUGUGUUCUGUGCAUAGGAACGUUAUUUCUUCGAACGACGGGAGCUCCGGACGAUAUAAUUGCUGUUUUUGUCCUUUAUCUUUUGAAUCAUUACCUGAACUUAUCCGACAUUUAUCAGGACCACAUAACAACUUAUUGUUAAGUAAAAAUAUGCACGAACUGAAAUAAGUUACACAUUCCAUGUUAAGAUGAAGUCGUACAAUGAGUACCUAGAACGACUUACAUCAGAAUUUGUGAUAUGCUGGAAAGCAAAUCGUUUAUGUAGGUGAAGUUGGUUGGGGACCAAAUUUUUGCCCUUAAUCGACAGCAAGUUUUUUUUUUUAAUUUGAACUUUUAGGUUAGCGAUUGAACUGUGAAAACCUAAUAAUUUUAAGAUUUCAAAAAUUUUAAAUUUUCUAAAUUCUGUUUUUUUUUAUUUGUUGAGACUAUGAAAUAGCCAUAAAUUUUGAAGAAAUCCGAAAACACACUUAUAACUUUUAUAUAGGGUAAUGGUAAGAAAGAUCUUUCCACAAGGACGGAUUAGAGUUUAGUACAACAUUUCGAGAUUACCUUGCUAUGCAGGUUUUAUAUUGAUAUAUGCAAUAUCUGCUUUAGAGUAAUAUAUUUUACAACAAGUGUGAAGUAAGCAAAAUUUUACUAUAAUUUUGAAUUCCACAUAUGUUAUCAUUAAUACUUUUUAAUUCAUUUUUUUCCAUUCAUAUUUGUUUAAGUAGUUUACCUUUUCUAUAUAUCUCCAUAUCUCCUCAUUUCUCUAUAUCUCCAGAUAACUUAAUUCAUGUUUUAGAGCAUGCCUGUGAGCUGGCGCCACGGUAUAAAAGUGAAAACAGGACACAUAUUUGUUUAAAUGGUUUACCUUAUUUACUUCCAGUGACGUAACUGCAUGUUUUCAAUAUGACAUUUCUCAAGUGCGAAAAUGAAUUUUUUCGCACUGAUUAUGGAAUGUAGCUAUUCCUUUUUCAGAAAGUAUACCAGAGUGCAUAUAUUUCAUAAUAUUCGUGUUUCAAUACACAACAGUUGUUGUGUGUACACUCUUGAGAUCUCGUCUGUCGUUUAAUAUCCAAUCUAUAUACAGGCUGUUUUGCAACUUAUCUGUAAAAUUUUAACCACUCAUCGAUCCUUCAUAAAUAAAUAAAUAAAGGUCCAACAGAAAAUGAAAUACGAACAAUACAAUUUAUAAAACCUAUACUUACUAAUGGGGCUAUAAAAUAUAACUCUAAAGGCUGUUUGAAAUUAUCUCUAUUGACUUGAAUGCAAACUUAGAUCACUAAAAUCUAAUGUUAGCCCACUAAUUUAAAUACUCCUAGUUCUGGUUAUUUUAAGAUGCCCGAUGGCCACCAUCAUUAUGAUUCAGUAACGCAAUUCUUUUAUACUAAGUUUGCGAUAUUUUUGCCACAUUUUUAAAUAUACCUAUAAAAAUAGAUCCAGUAAAUUUAGAUCUAAAGACCAUAAAAGCCAACCUGUUGGUUCAUUUCUUUCUAUUAAGGCUAUCAGAUAAAAGUGUCGCCAUCACAGCGAAACUAUUUAGCAUAAGAUCUUCAAGAAGGAUCGCAAAUAAUGCCAAAAAAAAUCCUUAAUACUGGUGACUAUCCAUUUAGUUUGGCAAUAUGGUUAAGCGAAUUAGACCAUCAUUAACAAUUUCUUUUCGCCCACAUGUUUAAAGGAAAACAAUGGAAGGAUUCGCAAAGAGCCCAACGUAUAUACAAGAGGAUAACCAAACAAAAUCGACUCGAUAUUGUUCUUGAUUGACAGUCAGAACACGAGAAUCACACUUGGCAGUAAUUAUUAUUAGUUCCAAAUCUGCCGUUAAUACUAGUUAAAAGGAGCACUAAGAACCUACUAUUCUCUGACAGUUGUCAAUUGACGAUCUGUGAACACAAUUUACUCCCGCAUAUUUUUCUUUUCUUGUUAAGCAGCUUCGUAUCCAACAAGCAGUUUUGCAUCUAUGUCCAAAAUAGAUGCAAAACUGCUUCGUAAGUAUUGUUCUAUCUUUAGGUUCCUAAAUACCCAUUUAAGUUUACCAAAUCGUCCACAAUCUAAUCGUAUUCUUCUGAUUACUUUAGGUGUAUGAUUUUUUUUAGCGGACUUAAAUAUGGGUCCGAUGGAUAUGUAUUCUUCCAACCUCUCCAUAUUAAUGUCAUUUACAUCCACAAUUCUUGUUUCGGGGGUGUUAGUUUUUUAUACACGGCAAUUUUCUUUAAAGGGGUCAGAAAAUACCUAGCCCAACUUUAGUUAGUAGAGAAGAAAAGCUAUUGUUCUUUCAUUAACUUGUGACUCAAGACUUAAAAUUUAGACUUGUUAUUGCAACUUACUGCAUUGAUUUCCGCAGCUAACAUUACAUACGAAGACUUACAUUAACCUAAGUUGGCAUAGCGUGUAUAUAUCAGGUAUUAACUGCCUAUAACUAGAAUCUAUUCUACAAUUAUUUUUGGCCGUCUCUACUAUCCACAGUAUCAAAUGCUGUCUAAUAGUGGAUAAUUGCCAAAACAGACUUAGAUUAAUUGACAGACUGAGGAAAAGGUCUGAUGUAUAUCCUUUCUAAAUUCUAUCUUGCUUGAUAUGCACUCAUUUUAACACUUAGGGUUAAUCCUCAUAAACAGCUUGUAGAAGAGAGAACUAUGGGGCAAUAAUUGUAGAUGCCACUCUUGUUUUUUGUCUAUGUACUGCUACAGUAUCCCACAUUUGCUGUUUUAAAUCCAUUGUAGUUGAACUCUAAUUUCCAUUUGAUGUUUACUAUAAGAAGGUGUUUGCUUUAUAUCACAUGUUCUCUUGGGCACAUUAUAUUUUUAUGUGACAAAUCAACAUAUCAUAUAAUAUUAUAUAUAUGUGGUUAAAAUUUGUCGGGAAAGUUGUGAAACAUUAUGUAUUCUUAAAAUUCGAUUGAUAGGUGUAAUAAAUACAAUAUCUCCGUAAACUGACCUACUUAGAGAUUCCAUUACCAUAUCUUUUACGAAUACCAUUAUCUUUUAUGGCUACACCCUUUACACCUUAACUUAUUAGUAGAUAAAGAAUAUUUUUAAAAUAAUUUUCUUUAAUUUGAUCUAGAAUCUUUUCGAUUUGGCAAUUUUCGUCUGUUUACGUAAAAAUUGAUUGCUUUAUAAUCUUUUCGUCCAGUCUCCUAAUGAUAUUUUAUUUAUCGAAGUUGAUUAAAGAAAACCCAUUAGAUAUUAAAUAUUAAAUCGCCCAUUAAAGGAGUGAUCAGUUCAACUGUUAACUGCGAUGGUUUUUACUUUUAUAUACUAAUUAAACGUAAUUCCAACCAAUGUGUUCAAUUUGACUUUACGUACCUAAACUAUGCGUGGUGUGUAUAACAGAUGAUUCAAUUGUUCGGCUGGUCCGAUUCCUUGUAAAAAAAAACGUAUGUAAUCUGUAAAAAUAACUUAGCACUUCAACGUUAUAUACAUCACAAGUAGAUAAUUUAUUAUACAGUAACUAAAAUUGCUUCAGAUUGAGUUAAUCCGAUAGAAGUUUCGAGACAUCUUGGCGCUGUGGCACCUUUUCCAGAAAUAAUUUAAAACUGGUUAUUUUGAUUUAUCGAAAAUUUUCACAUAAAAGCGUUAGCGUUUUUAGUUAUUGUAUGUGAAAUUUGUAAAUAACCAACUUAUAGUUUUUACUAGAAAACUGGAUAUAAAAGCGUAUAUUUUUUUAAUAUACACACCAAAGACAUAAAUUGUAAGAAUUACAAUAACUCUUUCUGUACUUUAUUAACUUAUCUUAAUUGUUUCCAGCUUUAACUGUUUUUUUGAUUAAUUUUUUUUGUGCAACAUGAAUUUAAUAAAUAAAAGCUUUGGUAAUUUAAAUAUAAAUAUAAUAACUAAUGCACUUAACUUUAUUUUAUUGUUAAAAAUUGGGAUGAAGUUAAAAUGGCAAUGCAUUCUAGCCUUAAUUGACUUCUAAUUUUAUUUUAUACCUUUCUAAAUUGCAAAAUUCCAACCCAUUAAAACGCCAUUUUUUAAUAAUAUUUGUUAUGAACUAUCUUUGAAGUUUAAUUUACUUUUAUCUAGUAAUUAAGGAACGUUUUGGGAUAACUUAUUUUUGACACUUUGGAAAUUGUAACAAAACUAUUUCUGGAACUAGGCUUCAUUAUAAAUACUGUGGUAAGUAAAAAUAAGCUUUUGCCUAGAAGCCAAUAUGGUACAAAUGUGGUAACUUAUAAUUCUUUUUAUUUCGCUUUGUGAAUAGAUUAAAACAUUUUGUAAAUAGUGUAAUUAUAAGAAAAAUAAAUUUUAGUUUCUUC
Anthonomus grandis grandis is the source of this 6481-nucleotide messenger RNA. RefSeq names its product transcription factor Ken 1 (gene ken). Gene Ontology annotation, biological process: regulation of transcription by RNA polymerase II. The coding region runs from base 736 to 2415 and encodes 559 amino acids. The transcript has 4 exons. NCBI's taxonomy places the organism in Eukaryota, Metazoa, Arthropoda, Insecta, Coleoptera, Curculionidae. Gene Ontology annotation, cellular component: nucleus. Gene Ontology annotation, molecular function: RNA polymerase II cis-regulatory region sequence-specific DNA binding; protein binding; DNA-binding transcription factor activity. The record is from RefSeq and is a predicted model, not a curated record.